Molecule: messenger RNA, 3448 nt
Organism: Paramecium tetraurelia
Lineage: Eukaryota; Ciliophora; Oligohymenophorea; Peniculida; Parameciidae
Exons: 3
Source: RefSeq, a predicted model, not a curated record
AUGAAAUAUAUAUUCAUUGUCUUAUGUCUGAUACCCCAUUUAUAAUUAGUAAUUAACAUACCUUGUGAAUGUGCUCAUAUAAAGGAGGAGUAAAAAUGUAGUAAUUCUCAAUAAUGUUUGUGGGAGGUUAUGGUCGAAAAAUGUAUAUAUCAGAAAAAUAUUGGAUAUAAUAAUGAAAUGACAUCAUAAUCAUAUUGUUCAUAAUUUAUAGAAGAAGAGUGCAUUUUAAGCAAAAGAUGUGCAUUUCAUUUAGGUAAAUGCUAAGACUUUACAAAAUGCGACAACUUAUUAAAAGAUAGAUGUUCAUUAUCUUCAUUUUGGUGUAUUUCAAAUGGAUAAAGUUGUAUACCUAAAAAUGAGUGUUAAGAAUAUUAUAAUAGAGAGGCUUGCUAAAACAAGAAUAUCCAUGGUAAAUAUUGUGUUUGGAAAACAACAAAUAAUUAAUAAUAAUAGGGAUGUUGGGAUAUUGAAAGUUGUGAAGAUUUACCUUUAUCAUUAGUUACUGAUAAUGAAUGUAGAGAAUAACUUCACUAUUGUACAACUUCAAUUUAAGGUGGGUGCAUUAAAUAAAAAGAUAAUUGUAAUGAAUAUGCAUUCCAAGAAUAAUGUUAUUUAAUUAAAAAUAAUAUUAAAUGUUUCUGGGAAAAGGAGUCACAAUAAUGUUUUGAGAAAAAAUGUUCAAAUAAACUUUUGAAGACCUAUGAAGAAUGUACAUAAUUUUUGCCAAAUUGCACAACUAAUGGGAUACAUUGUAUCGAAAGGUUAUCCUGUUAUUAAUACCGAUUUUAAUCAGGAUGUGUAAGAGAUAAUUAAGGAAAGUCUUGCGUUUAUUAUUAAGGGAGGUGUUAUUCUAAGACUUGCGAUCAGGCUCCAGAUAUAGUGAAAUCUAUGAUUUAAUGUUAAUUAUUUGAAAAUGAAAGUUAGGAAUGUGUUCCAAAAAGAAACGGUGGAUGCAUGAAUAAACCUAAUUUAUGUAAUUAAUUAGAAACAUAAGAUGCUUGCUAAAUGAAUAUAUAAUAUAAUGGGGGUCUAUGUUUUUGGAAUGAUUAAAAUUCUAUAUGCAAAGUAAAAGAAUGUGUUGAUGCACCACUAAACUUUGAUCAUGAUUAAUGUAUAAGUUGGCUACAUGACUAUGAAUGUAUUGGUUCCUUGCGAAAUGGUUGUAUCUAGAAUGUUGAAAAUUGUAAUUAAAUAAAGAAUUUGAAAAGUUGUGUUAAAAAUAAAAAUAAAAAGAAAUGUGUGAUAGAAAAUGGUGAAUGUUUUGAAGAGGAUUGCUUUAAUUUUAAAUAUCCCAUUUAUGAUUCCCAUUAAAAAUGUUAGGAUAGGAUGAGUGUUUGCACUUAUAAUUAUUUGAAUAAGAGUUGUGUUAAUAAAGAAUGCUAAAACUUAUCUGAAAAAGAGUGCAAUUACGAUUUUAAUUUCAAUAAAUGUUUCCUUCCAUCUGGUUGUGCACAUAAAAGAUGUGAAUCAGCUUAAAUAUCGUAAAAUUCAUAUGAAGAUUGCCAAAAUUGGGAUGUUAGAUGCACAAUAAAUAUUGUUGUUAUAAAUAAUGCUUAACUCAUCUAUGGAUUAUUAAUAAUAAUGUCGAUCAACCCUUACAAGGAAUACCUUGUUAUUGGAAUUUAUAAACAUCGGAAAUGUGAAUUCUAAACUUGUAACAAUGGCUCCCUAGCUCAUUCAAUAAUAUUAAAUUAAAUGUUAUAGAUUGGGUUAAGAUAUUCAUAAUUAGAAAAUGUGUCAUAUAAAUAGAAUGGUGGAUGCAUUGAGCAAUUUUCAUAAUGCGAAUAAUUAACUGAAGAGUUACAAUGUAAUAUUGGUUCGUUAAAUAGUUUAUGUUAUUGGAAUGCAUAAUUGAAUUACUGCGAAAAAAGAACUUGUAUGAAUGCAAGUAUAACAAUUAGUACUAAUUUACAAUGUAGAUAAUGGUUAUCAUCUUGUAAAUUAAAUUAAUCUGGAUUCGGAUGCGAAAUUGACUCUGGUGUCUAUGAAUUAUGUACUGAUGCACCAGAAACAAAUCAGUUUAAUAGCCACGAAGAAUGCUAAGCUUGGAAUCCUAAAUGCACUUUAAAGUUUGGUUCUACAUGUGCAAAUAAAUUAGAAUGUUAGAACUAUUAAACAGAAAAAGAAUGUAAAAUUGAUAUUAAUAAUCAACCUUGUAAAUGGAAUGGAAAUUCAUGUAUUUCUAUAAAAUGUAGUGAUUAUUCAGGUACUCCAUCUAAAUAUAAGGAUUGCUUUUUAUUUUCGAAUAUCUGUACAAUUUCAUAUUAAAAGGUUGAGUGCAGAACAAAACAAUCUAAUUGCAAUAGUUAUCUUGUUGGAGAAGAUUGCAAUGUUAAUUUAGUUGGGGAUAAAUGUUCAAUUAUUAACUCUACUUGUGUUGAAGUAAAAAAUUAACAGAUUUUUCUAAGUCAUACUUGUAAUUAUGAAGACCUUUAAAAGGGAUUUUUAUAUCAAUAUUAUGAAAAAAAGUGUAUAGAGUCACCUCAAAGUUGUAAUUCUCUUACUGAAAAUGAAUGCAAAUCUUUAACAACAAUAAAUAAUGAACUCUGCUAAUGGGAUGGUACUCAAUGUCUCAUGACAACUUCAAACCCUUAAGUAGACUGUAGGAAAUAGAUUAGCCUUACAUAAGUAAAAUGCAAGAAUUUUUCAAAUAACUGUGAAUUGGAUUUUAUCCAAUUUGCACGUUGUACAUAUUCCACAUGUUUAAGCGUUUAAGAACAUCAAUGCAAUUUUAUUACUUUAAAUAGGAAUGAGUAAUGCACUUGGAAUUCUUAGACUUGUCAAGCCAGGACAUGUUCUAACAUGAAUGAAGAAAUCACUUCCACUUAUUAAUGCAUUUUAUGGUUAGAUUCUUGUACAUAUGAUGAAAAUAAGAAAGCUUGUGUUAAUAGAAGAUCUUGCAGUUAAGAAAGUGGUGAACUAUUAUGUGCCAAAGCUUCGUAUAUCACAUAAAAUUAAUAAAAAAUAUAUUGCUAUUGGAAUGUAGAUAUUUGCGCUGAUAUCACAGAUUGUACUUAAAUUUCAAAUUCUACAUCUCAUAGAAUGUGUUAAGAUAAACUAUCAACUUGCACAUCUUCAACUUCUCCUUUAAUUGCUUAAUGUAUCGAAGCACCAUUAUUUUGCAAUUAGAUUUAAGAAAAAAGUUAAUGCUUUAGAAAUUCUAAAUAUGAAUUGUGUCAAUGGAUUAAUGGUUAAUGUUGGUAAAAAAGAUGUUCUCUUGGUGGUAGGUAAAAGCCAGAGACCUAUAUCUCUUGCUAAAGAAAACCGAGAUCCCUAUUUUGUGUAUUCAAUCAAUAAACUGGAAAAUGUGAAGAAUUUACAAAAUGUUAAUUUAUUCCGAACUUACGUUAAAAUGAAAGGAAUUGCGUGAAAUAUAGCUCAUUAUGUCGGAUUAAUGAAUAAUAUAAUACUUGUGUUAGAAAUACAAAAUGUACAUAAGCAACCACCU